Molecule: messenger RNA, 6615 nt
Organism: Emiliania huxleyi CCMP1516
Lineage: Eukaryota; Haptophyta; Isochrysidales; Noelaerhabdaceae
Exons: 32
Source: RefSeq, a predicted model, not a curated record
AUGAAGACAAAUACCGUUCGGCUGAUUUAUAAGAUCCGCGAGACCUCGAGAGAGUUGAACUCGAUCAACAUGAAGCUCAAACUCGAGCUGGUGCCGGCCGCUGGUGACAAGCUCGUGCUCAAGCUCUCUCCUCCGCCGCCGCCGCUUGCUGACAAGCAGGCUUGUGCUUUCGCGCACGUGACAAUGCGCUCCCACCUGCAAGACGCGUGCGGCAUCAAGUCCGCCGCCGCCGAGGAGUCCGCCGCCAAGUCCGCCGCCGCCGAGGAGGACGCCGAGUCGGCCACCGCGGAGGCGACCGCCGAGGAGGCCGCCACCAAGAAGGCGACCACCGAGGAGGCCGCCGCCAAGAAGGCGACCGCCGAGGAGGCCGCCGCCAAGUCCGCCACCGAGGAGGAGUCCGAGGAGGCAGCCACCGAGGAGUCCGCGGCCGAGGAGUCCGCGUGCGGCGUCAAGGACGACGUCGUGAAGGAGGACGACGUCGAGGGCGAGUCUUCGCCGAUGAAGUCCUUCGCGAAGGUCGGAAUCGUGCCGGCUGACGACGGCCGCAUCACGCUCGUCAUCUCCGCGUCGGAGUCGCCUUCGCUCCUCGGAGCCAAGGCGUGCGGCGUCAACAACGUCAACAUCACCGUCGCAAAGUCUGCCACGGAGGACGUCCUCAAGAAGGACCCGGCCGCGGAAAAGGCGCCCGACGCGGGCGCGUUCGACUCGGACAAGGCCAAGGCCAUGUUCGCCGCCCACGCGCCCGCCGUUUUCUGGUCCAAGUUUGAGCGCCCGACCGUCGUGGGCGCCCUCAAGAAGGCUGCGGCAAAGUCUGGCGCGGAGGCCUCCGUUGACGAGACCGGCGUCAUCAAGAACGACCCGGCGCUCAAGCCGGUCAUCAAGAUCGACACGGCUCUCAAGAAGGCGGCGGUUUGCGGCGAGGCGCUGCCGUCGGUCGACGCCGACUGGAACGUCUCGACCAAGGAGUUUCCAGAGCAGGAGACGGCCGCCCCGGCGGUGAGCACCCCCCAGCAGAAGCACACGCGGGUCAUCGACGGGUGGAAGACCGCCUCCCCGCUCCGCAAGAUCGAGCGCAAGGGCGAGCCCAACCUGAUCGACCGCUCCAAGAAGACCACCAAGAACCCCACCCCGAUCGGCCGCGUCGACCCCAACGGGUUGGGCGAGCCCAACCUGGUCGACUGCUCCAAGAGCACCACCCCGACCGACCCACCAACGGCCCCCAACGGCGUCACCACGAACGCCCCGGCCCUCACGCCGGUGGCGACCGGCGGCGCGCCGCUGCCGUCGAUCGAGGAGGGCGACGCCGACUGGACCGUCUCGGCCAAGGAGUCUCCGCCAGCGGAGAAGCCCGCCCCGGCGGGCAUCUCCGACUGGACCACCCCGUCGAACCCGCGCCGCAAGAAGGGGCGCAAGGGCGCGUCCGCCCCGAUCGUCCGCACCAAGAGCAUCGCCCCGGUCGGCGGCAACAACCGGUUCGGGGCCCUGCUCGGAACGAACGGCAACGAGGGCAUCCUCGGUGGCACCGGCAAGGUGACCGGCGGCUCCACGCCGCCGACCACAGACUCGGGCGCGACGGCCAACGUCGAGACGACCACGAUUACCACGCCGGAGGGCUCCGUCUCUGCCUCCGGCUGGUUCUCUUGGCCCAAGUUCUGCCCGACUUACUUGCUCCGCCUCUUUGGCAUCCUCGCGCUGCUCUGCCUCGGAACCGCGUUUGCGCUCUCCUCGUACUCUGCCACCUCCGCGCUUCUCUCCUCGCAGUGGCACGAGUCCCCGACUUCCUUUCCCGCAGUCACAACGCCGUUCACGCCGGCAUCGCUCAACGGCGUCUGCGAGAUUGGCGGCGACGACACCAGCUCGUGUGCAGCCAUCGCCUCUUCGGACAGCGUGCCCGCCGACCACCCGGUGCUUGCUCGCUCGCGCUUGCUAGUACCCGCACCGCGCCAGCUCGUGACCCACAGCCCGCGCGCUGUUGAGGGCGGGCACGAGGAGGGGCGCUUGGCCGGCGAGGCGCGGUGCGCCGGCAACGAGCGCGGAGCCAAACAGGCGUCUCGCCUUUUGGAGGAGGCGGGCUCGGACGAGACGCUGUUCCAGACCGGCGCGAGCGGCCUCGUGCGCGCCAUCGUCGACGACGCCGCCACUCGUGGCCAGCCCUCCCUCCGCGAGUGGUGGUGCUGCUGCGCUUGUGCGGCGGUACUGCUUCUCCAAGCGUGCGGCGCCUGCUGGCUGCUGCGCUCCGGUGCAGCCUCCGGGCAGCGAGCGAGCAAGGCGGUCCGUCCUCGGCUGAGCAAGAGUCGCAGCUCGGUGGCCUUGCUGCUGCUGAUCUCCGCCCUUCCCGUGGCUGGGUCUGGCGAGGCCUCAUGGGAUUAUAAGGGCGUAGGCUGGUGCACCGACGCCAACAAUGGCGAGGGCACCGCCCGCAAAUUCGUCGUGUACCAAUCGCUUGCCAGUGCAAAGGAAGCGUGCUUCAACGAUUUCGCAUGCGUGGCCAUCGCGUUUCGCACCGAACCUGGUUACGCCUCGGCCGUGUACACCAGCACCGGCUGCACCGACGACUGCACCCGCACCGAGUGGUUGGAGGACCGCUCGCUUAUCGUUGGCAGCUCUGGCUGGUGCACCGACGCCAACAAUGGCGAGGGCACCGCCCGCAAAUUCGUCGUGUACCAAUCGCUUGCCAGUGCAAAGGAAGCGUGCUUCAACGAUUUCGCAUGCGUGGCCAUCGCGUUUCGCACCGAACCUGGUUACGCCUCGGUCGUGUACACCAGCACCGGCUGCACCGACGACUGCACCCGCACCGAGUGGUUGGAGGACCGCUCGCUUAUCGUUGGCAGCUCUGGUGACAGCCGUUACGAGUGCUACGUGAGCUGGGACCUCUGGUGCGGCGGUACGGUCGUCCUCUCGUCGGCGCCCUACGCGAGCGGAGAGCCUUUCCAGGCCGAGUACGGCGUCUCCCUCUCGCCCGGCGUCGAGUGCGAGCUCGUCAUGAAGGACUCGUACGGCGACGGCUGGAACGGCGCUAGCUGGUCGGGCCUCGGGCAAGAGGGCCUCACCGUUGCCUCUGGCGCUGCCCUCGACAACGUCGAGUACGUCGCUGCUGGCUACACCGCCUCGGGAGCGCCGUACUACCGCGCCUCGACGUCCUCGUUUAGCUACCUCUACUGGGACCCCGACUGCAAUGGCAACGGAUUUGGAGCGAACUGGAUCGUGGACGCUGAUCAGCCGAGCACCACGGCGUCGAGCGACCUCGAUGGCGACGGAAGCUGCAACUUCAGAGCCUACAUCAACUCCUACUCCUCCUCGCCGCCGCUCGGCACGACGACCUGGACGGCCGAGAACCGCAACGCGAUCGUCUUCAUCCCGCCGGGCGCCCGCCUUGCCUUUAGCAGCAAUGUCGGGUGCAGCGACGAGAUGCACAUCUCGGUCCGGAGCAGCGGGGAGGGCGCAACGCUCGACGGCAAGAAGAGCUCCCGUAUGUUCGACAUCUCGGGUGGCUGCAGCCUCUACCUGGAGGCGCUGCACUUUGUGGACGGGCGUGGUGAUAGAGGCGGUGCGGUGCGCGCGUCUGGCGCUGGCGAUAUUGCGAUGAAGGACGUGUCCUUCACGGGCUGCGAGGCUGACCUGUACGGAGGAGGUAUGCUCGUGUACGGCAGCGGCGACGUCUCGCUGGAGGGCGCCAGCUUCAGCGAGUGCACGGCUGGCAAUUACGGAGGAGGUAUGAGCGUGGAGAGCAGCGGCGACGUCUCGCUGGAUGGCGCCAGCUUCAGCGAGUGCACGGCUGGCGAGAAAGGAGGAGGUAUGUUCGUGUACCAGAACAGCGGCGACGUCUCGCUGGAAGGCGCCAGCUUCAGCAAGUGCACGGCUGAUUGGGGAGGAGGUAUGCUCGUGAAGAACAGCGGCGACGUCUCGCUGGAGAGGGCCAGCUUCAGCGAGUGCACGGCUGGCGUGCACGGAGGAGGUGUGUACGUGGAGAACAGCGGUGGCGUCUCGCUGGAUGGCGCCAGCUUCAGCGAGUGCACGGCUGCCUGGCACGGAGGAGGUAUGCACGUGAUUCGCAGCGGCGACGUCUCGCUGGAGAGGGCAAGCUUCAGCGAGUGCACGGCUGCCGAGUGGGGAGGAGGUAUGUCCGUGUGGAGCAGCGGCGACCUCUCGCUGGAUGGCGCCAGCUUCAGCGAGUGCACGGCUGGCUGGUCCGGAGGAGGUAUGCGCGUGGAGAACAGCGGCGACGUCUCGCUGGAGAGCGCCAGCUUUGUCGAGUGCACGAGUGGCUCACAAGCGGCUCUUUAUCUCAAUGGCAUCGAGCGCCUAGCUCUCACCAACUCGCAGUUUGUCGACAACAUGGCGGAGGCAUCCCCCGCUGCACUCUUCUUCGCCUCCAGCGUCGGUGCCACCGAUUCGCUCCUCCGCAACACGACCUUCUCCGGCAACUCUGCGCCAGGAGACAUCACCAUCCUCGCCGCCUCGCCUCUAACGUGGGACUGCCCGCUCGGCUACUGGAUGCCGAACGUCGGCCAGCUCUUUGGCGACCUGUCCGGCUGCAACAGGCUCUGCGCGGAGGAGUGCCGCGCCUUUGGAGGGGAUGGCCAGGCGGGCCAGGCGCGGUGUGUCGGCAAUGUUGAUCCGGGAGAGGCUAGCGGUCGGAGGGCGCAGGAGGCCGGCUUGGACUACUGCGCAGACGCCUUCGCCGGCCCCGAGUGCCAGCUCUGCCGCGAGCCGAACCACUACCUGGACGCCGACGGCGCCGCCUGCAACAAGUGCGUCGCUGUCGGCACGGCGGCGGGGCACAUGGCGGGCAUCGCCCUCGGCCUCUGCGUCGCGUUUGGCCUCGUGGCGUUGGCGUACUCAGUUCAGCGCGGGCAAACCGAGUGGAGGAAGGAGCGCUUCAUCGGACUUCCCUUGCGCAUCGCCGACCGCACCGGUGACGCGAUUUACAAAAUCGGCCUCAUCCCCAAGUUCAAGAUCUUGUUUGGCUUCUACCAGGUCUGCCUCGUCCUCUCCACCACCUACUCGGCGCGGCUGCCGGAACGGUACACGGGCUGGACGGAGGCGCUGGCCGAAGCCGUCUUCAUCGACUGGUCGGGCAUCGUGCUGCCGGUGCAGUGCCUGGCGCACACGUCCCGGCUCGUCGCCGUCGCGAUCUCUCCCAUCGGCGUCAUCGCACUGCUCCUCUUUGCUGGCAUUGUCUUGCGGCUCUGUGCUCGCUGGCGGCGUGCUCGGCGAGGGGCUGGCUGCGAGAGCGGCUCCGAGGUCGACGGCGCGACAAGCAACGUUCUCGAUGCGGCGGUCUUUUCAUGGCCAGCAGAGGUGGCGCUCGGCGUCCUCGACCUCACGCCGGCGGGUUUCGUGCUCAUCUUUCUCUUCGCGCCGUCUGUGAGCGCCACGGUCUUGCGCGCGUGGUCGUGCCAGGCCAAGUCGCCGAACGCGCUGACGAAGGCCACCGCCUUCCUUCACCGGGAGUACAAAAGGAACUGGUACUGGUGGGAGGCGGCCGAUCUGGCCCGCAAGCUCUUUCUGACGGGCUUCGUGCUGCUGGUUGCCGAGGAGGAGGACUCCUUUGUUCGUCUCGUCGUGGCGGUGCUCGUGUGUUCGUGCUACGCCGUCGCGAUCGCCCUGGUCCAGCCCUACAAGCGGUUCGAGGACAACAUCCUCGCCGUGGCCACCAGCCUCGUCCUCCUCCUCCUCUUCCUCGGUGCCAGCUGGACCACCAUCUUCCUCAACAUCGAGUUGCGAUUCCCCGGGGACGAGCCGGGGCAGUCGGCCUCCGCCGUCCUCGGCUUCAGGUCCGAGAAUGGACUGGUGAACUGGAUGCUCGUCCUUGCUGCGGCUGCGCUCCUGAUCUUCCUCGUGGGUACCAUCAUCGCCAUCCGCCGCCUUGCCAAGGUCCCCACGAUUCGCCUCGUCUCAACCAAGCAGCCCCCCGAGCUGGCUCUGGUGGACGGCCUCACGUGGCACCUCUUCCUCUCGCACAUCUGGUCCACCGGCCAAGACGCCGUCGCGGUCAUCAAGAAUGAGCUUAAGCUCUUGAUCCCCGGCAUCAAGAUCUUCCUCGAUGUGGACGAUUUGAAGGACAUCGGGUCGCUGGAGGAUUACGUUGACCGCACGCAGAACUGCCUGCGCGAGAUUCAGACGUCGCUCGAGAAGAGGAAGCCGCUCGUCCUCGUGCAAGAGGCGGACCCGGCCAAGGGCGGCGGGACGCUGCAGGCGCUCCCCGCCCGCCCCCAGCUCGAUGACCCUGCGGGGAGUGCGAUUGCUCUCGCCACACACGGCUCUGAGGGGCGGGGGUGGGCGCAGACGACGUGGCACCGCAUCGACGAGUAUCAGCGUGUCUCGCUUAAGAUCAUCUCCGAGGCGCUCCUCCUCAGCUCGCCAAACUACUCGAGCCUGACCUCCCUCCCGCUCUUCAUCCCGGGCGAGGUCCAGGGCCAGCCGAUCUCCUUCUCCAAGUCCGUCGUGCUCUGGGCCUCGCCGUUCGAUGAGGGCGCAGACGAGCUGGCCACCAAGCUCGCCACCAAUUUCUCCGGUCUCACCGUCUCCACCGCCGAGGAGGCGGGCGACGCCACGCACAUGCUUCUCUAUCUGAACGCCGACACCUGGUCCGACGAGAGGCUGGCCGAGCAG